This is a messenger RNA of Perca flavescens (yellow perch), 2261 nucleotides long. RefSeq names its product occludin a (gene oclna). The transcript has 9 exons. NCBI's taxonomy places the organism in Eukaryota, Metazoa, Chordata, Actinopteri, Perciformes, Percidae. The record is from RefSeq and is a predicted model, not a curated record. Gene Ontology annotation, cellular component: cytoplasmic vesicle; apical plasma membrane; bicellular tight junction. Gene Ontology annotation, biological process: bicellular tight junction assembly. The coding region runs from base 155 to 1645 and encodes 496 amino acids.
GCGGGGCUAAACUUACCGAGAGCAGCCGCGCUCACCAAGGUGUGCCCUGGAUUGUUUUUAUCGGCAGCAGUAGUUUCAGUUGAGACAUUUGAGGUGCAGCAGAGACAAAGAGACAGAUUCUUCUCACAGAGCAGCACCAAGUGGAUCAGCGGUCAUGUCCUCCCGACCCAAUGGGAGUCCACCUCCCUACGACUCGGAUACCAGAGAAAGUUACAUCCCCCCCCAGCCGGCCUAUUCCUACUACCCAGAUGACGAGUUCCAGCAUUUCUACCGCUGGUCGUCUCCGCCAGGCAUCCUUAAAAUCAUGUCCAUCAUCUGCAUCGUACUGAGCGUUGGCAUAUUCGCGUGCGUCGCGUCCACGCUGGCCUGGGACGUCCAGGGAGCUAUGGACGGCUUCGGCGGCUACGGAGGCUACGGAGGCUACGGGGGAACCGGGUAUGGCGGCGGCAACUCGUAUGGCAGCUUUGGUGGCGGUGCAUACGGAGCUGGAAACAGCUACGGCUACGGCGGGAUCGGAGGGAACUACUACGACCCCAGAAAGAGCAAAGGGUUUAUCAUCUUCAUGGCGGCCGCCACCUUCAUCGCCUGUCUGACCAUCUUCAUCAUCAUCGUGUCUCACAAGAGCCUGGCGGAAAGCAGGCGGUUCUACCUGGCGGUGAUCAUCAUCUGCGCCAUCAUAGCGGUGCUAAUGCUAAUAGCGUCCAUAGUGUACUUGGUGGCGGUGAACCCCAUGGCUCAGUCCUACGGAUCGACCUUCGGCAUGCAGAUCGCCGGUCUGUGUUCUCAGUACCAAGGGCCGCAGCAGUCAGGACUUCUAGUCAAUCAGUACCUCUACCACUACUGCGUCCUGGAGCCACAAGAGGCCAUCGCAGCGGUGUUCGGCUUCCUGGUCGGCGUCGCUCUCAUCAUCAUGCUCGUCUUUGCGCUGAAGACUCGCCAGGGAAUCCAAAACUUCGGCAAGAGCAACGUUUUGUGGAAAAAGGUGAAGGUCCUCAACGAGAUGGAGCCACCUCCAGACGUGGAGGCGUGGGUGAACACUGUGUCCCACGGUCCUGAAGUGCUGCCGAUGGGCUACCCUGAGAAGAUGAGAGGCUCCAGGAGUCACCUGGAUGACGAAAGCAGCAACUACGACAAACCCCCCUACAUCUACACCCCACAGCCUUCAGUGGAAGGAAACCUGCCCUCGCAGAACGGGGAUCCCCACAGCUCUUACUCAGACGUGCCCAGCUCGGCGGGAAAGCCCAAAAAGAGACGGGCGCCCCGGUCGCGUCAGGACAACGAGGCGGACUACAACUCCUCCGGAGACGAGCUGGACGACGACGACUUUGACAAUGAAUUUCCUGCCAUAACUAACGAGGUGGAGCGCACCGACUACAAGCGGCAGUUUGACCGCGACCACAAGGAGUACAAGGACCUGCAGGCGGAGCUGGACGCGCUCAACAAGAACCUGUCGGACGUGGACAAAGAGCUGGACGAGCUGCAGGAGGGCACCCCACAGUUCCUGGAUGCUUUGGAUGAGUACAACAGGAUUAAAGACAUUAAAAAGACUCCAGACUACCAGGUGAAGAAGCGCAGGUGUAAAUAUCUCAAGUCCAAGCUGAGCCACAUCAAGAAGAUGGUCAGCGAUUACGACCACAAGGCCUGAACAAUUCUGUGAGGAUGUUAACGCCUGUUUGAGACGGGAGGGGAGGGGAGUUCGAGGCUUUUCUGACCACGGCAGACUGUGGAGAGCGGAGCGACACUGAUAUAACCCAGAAGUCUGUCUGAGCUGUUAGCAGGUGAAACAUUGCAAAGCUUGUUUUAUACUUCGGAGGCACAGAAAAGAAAGAUUCUCGCUUGUAUUAUAUUCCACUCUCUGUGUUGUCCGUAUCGCCUGCUAGUUGCAUUUAAAUGUAUUUAUGAAAAAAUAAAUGAAAAAGUCUUUUGGAAUAGUCUUUGAGGAGUUAAGAUACUAGAUAGUGGAGUGAACAUAAACUCAUGUAUAAUCCUUGUUUGUUUUUAAUAGCUCUUGUUACAAUGGAUUCAACAUGAGAUGCUAAUUUGUGAAUUUAAUUCUCAUUUUUAAUCCUUUCUCGGCGAUGUAAAUAUGUGGGAAACACUGUUUUUAGAAGUAAGUUCACAUGUUUGUGUGUUUCUUUUAUGGAUGGUAGAACAGACGGACACUUUUACAAUGAUUAUGCAUGUUUAAUGUGUAUAUACGUAUGUACUUUUACAAUGAGUUGUGAUACCUUUUUAUUAUAAUAAAUUAAUUUGUAAAACUA